AAGUGAGUGUGACAGCUGCUGUCAGGCAUCUUUGGAAGAAGUGUCUCUAGCACUGCAAGGAGAUGAGUUGUAGCGACGGAUUGGCUGUCACCGUCACCCAUGGCAGUGAAAAGCACAAACUCCAAGUGAUCGGGCAGGAUGAAAAUAACGAGCCCACCCUACAGGACCUGGCAUUGGCCGUGGAGCAGGUCUCCGGAGUCCCACUAACAUCACAGAAGCUGAUAUUUAAAGGGAAAUCUCUUAAGGAGAUGGAUCAGGCGCUCUCCUCCCUGGGUGUAAAAAAUGGGUGUAAGAUCAUGUUAAUUGGCAAAAAGAACAGUCCAGAAGAGGAUUUGGAACUAAAGAAAUUGAAAGAUUUGGAGAAAUCAGUGGAACAGAUGGCAAUCAAACUAGAUGACGUUAACAAAGAGCUGUCCGGAAUCCAGAAGGGUUUCCUUAAUAAAACUCUUCAAGUAGAAGCUCUGAAUAAACUUGACAAAAGAAUAAAGUCAACUGUGGAACAGUUUAUGAAAAUACUGGAACAGAUCGAUGCCAUGGCCAUGCCAGAUAAUUUCAGUGAUUGUAGGCAGAAGAGAAAGGGACUGGUGAAAAAGGUCCAGGGUCUUCUUGCGCAAUGUGACACUGUGGAAGGAAAUAUUAGUCAAGAAAUUGAUAAGCUCCAGUGUAAGAACUUGGCACUUUCAAAAUAAAAGUUUUUUUUUCUGUAAUGUGGUGAUAUGGUAAUAUGAUUGCUCUAUGAGCAAGUAAGAAAAAGGAAAAACAAGUUUUUGCUCUUUGUUUGGAGCAUAUAUCCCAGUUUUAUUUUAUUAUAUAUAUAUUGUGUAGGUGCUAAGAUUAUUGUUUGUUUGUGCAAGAUUUGCUGCUAUGUUUUGUCUUUUGGUGCUCACCAAAUGCAGAUAAGAUAUAUUUUUUAAGAUUAUUGGUUAAUCUAAUUCAUGGCUAAAUGAAAUAUACCAGGAGGAAUAGACCAAUAAAGCUUUACAGAUGAAAGAAAAAUCUCAGUGCUUUUUUUUUCCCCCCUUUUAAAAAGUACAUAAAGGAAUUUUAUAUUAAUUCAUUUCUAUAGUAACUGGUUCUAUACCAAAUGUAUUAAAUUCUAUCAUUUAUCUAGAAACUAAUAAUAUACACAUUAAGCAACGCGGCAUAAUCUGCCUGAGAAGAUGGAAUAUUAAAAAAAAUCUUUAUUAAAAGAACACCAUAAUUAAGAUUUGUCUACAAAAACAGCUUGAUGAGUGAUUGUGUAAUGUUAUUUGCAUUAAAUAAAACCACAGGAAGCAAA
Molecule: messenger RNA, 1279 nt
Organism: Spea bombifrons (plains spadefoot toad)
Lineage: Eukaryota; Metazoa; Chordata; Amphibia; Anura; Pelobatidae
Gene: BAG1
Product: BAG cochaperone 1
Exons: 7
Coding region: 63-689 (208 amino acids)
Biological process (GO): protein stabilization
Cellular component (GO): cytosol; nucleus; membrane
Molecular function (GO): adenyl-nucleotide exchange factor activity; protein-folding chaperone binding
Source: RefSeq, a predicted model, not a curated record